AUGAUCGACUGCAUCAUCUCGGAUCACGUGAGAUUCCUGAGAUUUGCUUAUGAAACAAGGAAUUAUAGUUUGGCGCCUGCGCCCUCAAAAAUCACGUUCGACUUAAUCGAGAACAGUGUUACACCCCUGCCGCCUUUUUUGGCCUUAAUCGUCUUGGAUGACGCUAGUAUUUUGGCUGGGUUGCUUUCUUACUUUCCUGCUGGAUGCUCUACGAAGCAGUUACUUCAUUUUGGAUUUGGAUUUGAAAAUCCCAACACGUUUCGCCAAUACGACUACGGAGUAGCCAAAAAUUUGUUAAAAUAUAAAUCAGUUACUCCUCCAGAAUAUCCCUUGGAAAAGGUCACAGUACCUGUAGCGGUUUGUUAUCGAACUAACGACUUUUUAGUUGACCCAAAGGACAUCAGCUUGCUUGAAAAUAGACUGAAAAAUAUUGUUCGAGUUUCAAUCUGCAAUGCAAGUCUAAAUCAUUUUGAUUUCAAUUAUGGUAGUAACAUACGUAUGGAAGCUUACAAUGAUGCUCUGAAAUUGAUGGAAGGGUACUAACCUUAUAAAUAAAAAACAGAGUAAAAAGAAAGGAAAAAUAUUUAU
Molecule: messenger RNA, 588 nt
Organism: Belonocnema kinseyi
Lineage: Eukaryota; Metazoa; Arthropoda; Insecta; Hymenoptera; Cynipidae
Product: lipase 3-like
Exons: 4
Coding region: 1-543 (180 amino acids)
Source: RefSeq, a predicted model, not a curated record